Messenger RNA from Hypanus sabinus (Atlantic stingray), 4695 nucleotides. Its product is annotated as NACHT, LRR and PYD domains-containing protein 12-like. Gene Ontology annotation, molecular function: protein binding. The record is from RefSeq and is a predicted model, not a curated record. The coding region runs from base 670 to 3678 and encodes 1002 amino acids. The transcript has 11 exons. NCBI's taxonomy places the organism in Eukaryota, Metazoa, Chordata, Chondrichthyes, Myliobatiformes, Dasyatidae. Gene Ontology annotation, cellular component: cytoplasm.
GGGACCUUUGAUAUUCGUUAUUUUAUAGCAAUGAUUUGGAUGCGGUUGCACAAGGAUUACUUGACUGGUAAGUUCGCAGAAUGCACAACGUUAGUAUUUGUUGUUCACAGAGAAGAUUAUCGUAGCAUCUAGGGGAUCUAAAUGGACAGGGUCUGGUAAAGAGAUUGCAAACCCAAUCUGAUCAGCAGCGGAUUCAUGCAGAUGUUGGGGAUCAUGUGGAGGAAACAGCCAGAGGAAGUGGAUGAGGCAGGUGCAGUUCCAUAAAUCAAAAAGCAGUUGGGGUGUGUAGAUGGAGUGAAGAGGCCAGAAGGGAGAUGGCCCUAUCACAGGAAAUUCUGACCAUCUCAGUGGGCACUGUGGUUGGCAUUGUGUCGUUGGGCUGAACGCUCUGAAUUUGCAUUUUCUUGCUCUGUGACUCUGUCAGUAGAUGCGCCAGGUAUCAGUGGACAGAUAUGGUGUGGAAGUGGUUACUAACAGGGAAUGUUUGGUCCCCAUGCCAAAUGCUACAGGGGAUGGAAAUACUGUCAUAUUUGCAAAGCAGUCGUACUCUCUGACUCACUGUCUGCUUGUUGUGAAAUUUAGAGCCUCACCACCAGGUGGAGCUGUCCUGCAGAGCGACCAAAGUGUGAACAAGACGACGACAAUCAACAAUCGUCAGUCAGAAUCAGAAUGGACAAAGAGCCAGAGUUUACAAUCUCCGACCUCCUGGCAGAGGGGGAGGAAUAUCGACUGUACCAGCUGACAAAGUUCUACAGGGACAGACUCAAACAAGCAAUUGAAGAAAAGGUUGAGAGACUCGGUUUGAUGUUGACAAAGGAGGGACAUUUCAGUAGAGAAGAAAAUGAGAAAGUCACUGAGCUGAUAGAGAAGGGAAACCGGGCAGAGAGUUCCAGACUCUUCCUCAGUCUGGUGAAUGGCAAAGGCUCAUGGGCCCGGAGGGCGAUGUGGGAAUCCUUCCUGAUGUGGAGGACUGAGUUACCGAAGUUGGACAGAAUACUGAGGGAAAUACAGGAACUCGGUCCUGAUCCACAAGAAUACUUCAACAUCGGCCAAGGUUUAUCUGAAUUACCCACUCAGCUGAUAGAUGUUCAACAGAAACACAAGGAGACUCUGCGGACACGAACUGAAACACUGAGAGUGAACACGAUCCUGAUGACGGAGAAGGUGAAGGUUUUCCAGCUGGCUGAUCGAUACGCUGAGCUCACGGUCAUUUCUACUGUUCGAGAUCGGACACUGGUGGAACAUGAGCUGCUGGCAAGAGGCAGAGACCAUGAGCAUUAUAGAGAGAAACAACUCCGCAGUCAGCUGGAAAAAAUCCGUACUGAUCAGUUAUUCCAGAGCAGCUUUUCCCUGAGUAAAUCCAAUUCUGGGAGUUCAGCAGCAGUGGCCGGAGUCCCGGGGAUCGGGAAAACAACAAUGGUACAAAAGAUUGUUUAUGACUGGGCCACGGGGAAAAUAUACCAACAGUUCCAGUUUGUCUUCAGUUUCAAAUUCCGAGAUUUGAACACCAUUAAUUGUAGAAUAAACCUGAGGGAGCUGAUUCUGGAUCAGUAUCCUUACUUUGGGAAUAUCCUGAGAGAAGUCUGGAAGAAUCCAGCAGGAUUACUGUUUAUAUUCGAUGGUUUAGAUAAAUUCAAACACAAAAUCGAUUUUGCGGACAGUCGGAGGGAUACAGAACCAAAGCACCAGUGCCCAGAUCCCGAGUGGAGGUGUGAAGUGUCUGACAUUGUGUACAGUUUAAUCCAGGGCAAGCUGCUCCCAGGGUGUUCAGUGCUGGUGACCACUCGCCCCACUGCGUUACAUUUAUUGGAAAAGGCUGAGAUCAGUGUCUGGGCUGAAAUCCUGGGAUUUGUUGAUGAGGAACGGAAGGAAUAUUUCAUCAGACAUUUUGAAGAUCAGACGGUGGCGGAAGCUGUUUUCAAACAUGUGAAGGAGAACGAGAUCCUGUACACCAUGAGCUACAACCCCUCCUACUGCUGGAUCCUCGCUCUGGCACUGGGCCCCUUCUUCACACAAAGAGUCAGGGACCCACAGCGAGUUCCCAAGACCAUCACCCAACUGUACUCCUACUAUAUUUACAACAUCCUGAAAAACCACAGCCGUGAGAUUGAGAGACCCCGUGAUGUGUUACUCAGGGUUGGUCAGAUGGCCUUCAGAGGAGUGUCCGAGAAGAAGAUUGUGUUUACAGAUGGAGAUUUGGUCAACUACAGUCUGCAGCCUUCCCAGUUCCUGUCCGGGUUCCUGAUGGAGCUUUUGGAGAGAGAGGAUUCUGCCCAAAGCGUGGUGUACACAUUCCCACACCUCACCAUCCAAGAGUUUGUAGCUGCAGUCGCACAAUUCCUGAAUCCACAUCCCGGGGAUAUCCUGAAAUUCCUCACUAAAGCCCACAACACGGCAGAUGGGCGAUUUGAGGUAUUUCUCCGUUUUGUUGCUGGUCUCUCCUCUCCAAUGACAGCUCGGGGCCUGGUGGAGUUUCUGGGUCCAUUUCCUCAUGAAACAACCUGCCGGGUGAUUGACUGGGUGAAGGAGGAGGUUAAACGUCAGAUUGGAAACACAGGGAGUGAAGCUGGUAAAAGGAGCCUCCUGAACACAUUGCACUACCUGUUUGAGUCUCAGAAUCGUGGACUGGCUCAGGAAACACUGGGAUCUGUGGAAACACUUUCAUUCCGUGGAAUGACACUGACCCCGAUUGACUGCGCGGUCCUGUCUCAUGUCAUCGGAUUCUGUGAUACAAUAAAACACCUCGACCUGGGGAACUGCCGCAUUCAGUGUGAAGGAAUCCAGCGGCUGGGACCCGGGCUGCACAAGUGCCAGGCGUUGAGCCUGAACGAUAAUAAACUGGGGGAUUCAGGAGUGAAACUGGUGUCUGCGGCUCUGAGGAACCCGGAGUGUAAAAUACAGAGACUGUGGCUGGGGAAUGUCGGUCUCACAGAUUCUGGUGUCGAGGAUCUCGCCUCCGUUCUCAAUACAAAACCAUCACUGACGGAUCUGGACCUGAGUUUUAAUAAACUGGGAGAUUCAGGAGUGAAACUGGUGUCUGCGGCUCUGAGGAACCCUGAGUGUAAAAUACAGACACUGUGGCUGUACAAAGUCGGUCUCACAGAUUCUGGUGCCGAGGAUCUCGUCUCCGCUCUCAGUACAAAACCAUCACUGACGGGGCUGAACCUGAGUGAAAAUAAACUGGGAGAUUCAGGUGUGAAACUGGUGUCUGCGGCUCUGAGGAACCCGGAGUGUAAAAUACAGAGACUGGAGCUGUACAAUGUCGGUCUCACAGAUUCUGGUGCCGAGGAUCUCGUCUCCGGUCUCAGUACAAACCCAUCACUGACGGGGCUGAACCUAAGUGGUAAUAAACUGGGAGAUUCAGGAGUGAAACUGGUGUCUGCGGCUCUGAGGAACCCGGAGUGUAAAAUACAGAGACUGGGGUUGAACCGUGUCGGUCUCACAGAUUCUGGUGCCGAGGAUCUCGUCUCCGCUCUCAGUACAAAACCAUCACUGACGGAUCUGGACCUGAGAUCAAACUCUCUGACAGACCGAUCUGUCCCCGCUCUCCGCCGCCUCAUACUGACCCUCCCGAGUCUGGAGCGGAUCCGGCUGGGUAUGAAUCGGUUCAGUGAGACCGGGAUGAAGGAACUGAGAUCUCUACAGGGAGUCAGACCCGGACUGAGAGUAGAUCUGUGAACAUCUGAAUGUGGGGAAUCGGUUCAGUGAGACCGGGAGAAGGAACUGAGAUCUCUACAGGAACCCAGACCCGGACUGAUGGUGGAUCUGUGAACAUCUGAAUGUGGAGAAUCGGUUCAGUGAGACCGGGAUGAAGGAACUGAGAUCUCUACAGGAACCCAGACCCGGACUGAUGGUGGAUCUGUGAACAUCUGAAUGUGGGGAAUCGGUUCAGUGAGACCGGGAUGAAGGAACUGAGAUCUCUACAGGAACCCAGACCCGGACUGAUGGUGGAUCUGUGAACAUCUGAAUGUGGGGAAUCGGUUCAGUGAGACCGGGAUGAAGGAACUGAGAUCUCUACAGGAACCCAGACCCGGACUGAUGGUGGAUCUGUGGGUUGGGGACAUUUGGCCGACUCCCCGCCCUCCCCUUUAACUCCCGCCCUUACCUUUAACGGCCGCGCGCCGGGACUGAUUCCCAAUGGUUUUAACGGAACCGGCUCGGGCCUCGCGCUGUGUGCGUCGCUCGCAGCGGUCCCGCAGUGACGUGUUUCCGCCUGCUGUCCGGCGAGGCAGCAUCCGCCGGAAGUGCGUGGAGGAGACUCCCCACGUGACUCCCCGGGGAAUUACCCGGACAGGAAGAGCCCGGGGUCCGGGGCUCAGUCUGGGACACCGGUGUCCCGGGGUGGGGGGGAUGAUCCCGGGAGAGAAUCCUUUUGCCCCCUUUGCUGAGGACGGAGGAUUCGGCAGCCUGGCCGAUAUAAUGAUGUUAAAUGGACAAAUCCCUCGGCAGUGACCCUGGAUCUGCAGCGAUCCCGGUCACGGCCCCGAAGUGUGAUUUUAUAAUCAGUUUUAUAAUUUUAUAAUCAGUUCCCCGAUGCAGAGUGACGGUGAGAAACGGGACUGGUUAUUAUUCAACCGGUCACCCCUUGUCGCCGGUCAGUUAAUUGUGUGUGACUGUCAGCAGAUUAUUUAUUACCGCACGUUAGCAGCUCACACAUUGUUUCAUUGAUAUUUCUCAUAAAAAUCAAUAAACCAC